UCGCCAGUCGUUCCGAAACGUUAUGAGAGAGUGUUCUGUUGGCGCGCUAUCCGAGGAACACACGUGAACAACUGUCAAAUUAUCCAAAACAUAACCUCUACGAUGUAAAUACCUGUCGUGACAACCCAUUGUCGUCGACACCGAUUAUUGGACUGUUCAUCCCCUUUUUCUGUUUUGUUGCUUUGUUAGUGUCCAGUGCUUUUGUGUUCUUUUUGUGCUUUUACAUAUAUCUUUUUACCAUGUCCGUGCCAUGUGACUUUCGGCUUUAACUGACGCUUUCGGGGAAUUACCGACGAUGUCCAGGCGAAAGCAGAGCAACCCCAAGCCGCUAAAAAGUGAUCCUCACGAGAAGCUGCCUCUGGAUUUCCGCAAUGAGACCGAGUUACGGAAAGGGGAGGAAGAAUGGGUGAACAACACAGAUGAAAACAGUACUGCCACUACCAACUCGACGGAUAAACCUUCUUCCGCCACACCUCCGGCCAAAAGCAAGACUCCCGAUAGAUCAGACGACGACGAUUCGAAGAAUACCACGAUCAAAACCGAAGCUGACUCAUCGCCGCCUCGUAUUAGACUCAAAGCCAACCUAGCCACAGAUCCAGCACUUCAGUCGCAGCACAUCACCAUCCCUAGCCUAAAAACCGAAAUCGAAACGAGUCAGUCGCCCAGCGAAUAUCUAGCGGCGUUGCCAUCCGCCAUUCAAAACGCACUAGCUUCCAGAGGUUUCUUUUUACCUAAUCUAUCCGAAGCACGGACGGUCGAAACUGCCGAAGUCGCCAGGCAACCCAGCGUUCCUCUUUUCAUAUGUCCGCCUUGUGGCAUCCGCUUUUCUUCGUUGAGCACUCUGGAAGCGCAUCAAACGUAUUAUUGUUCUCAUAGAGCUAACAAACCUGUCGACGAGGAUGCCAAAUCAGUCACCGGUGUCGAAGCGAGCGGUAGUCAAUCAGACCAAGAUCCGUCGGAACCAUCAGUAAAGAACAUCCGCACCGGCAAACAAUACACCUGUACUCACUGUACUUACAGUGCAGAUAAAAAAGUCAGUCUCAACAGACACAUGAGGAUGCAUACUGUAUCGCCUAGUCCCGUCAAUGUGGCCACCACAACCAUUCCUAAUGGAGAUGCGUCCAAUGAUAAUCAGGAUCGUUACUGUGCCGAAUGCGACAUACGCUUCAGCUCCCAGAAAACAUAUAGGGCUCACAAAAUGCACUACUGCAAUUCUAGGCACGUAGUGAAGUCGUCUGCGAACGCCCCUUCGAAAACUACGUCGAGUUGUACGUCGGGAUCUUCACCGACGUCACCAGUAGAUACGACAUGUCGGACUCCUCCGUCUCCAAGUACCCAGAUUCCACCACAGCAACCCUUCUUAGCGUUACCAACAAAUCCGAUCAUUAUUGUGCCAUACUCCUUGUUUCGUAGUGCCAGCGUUCUACCGGGUCUACUUCCAUCAGCGGGCCUUCCAAAUCCUGAUACACCCUGCUUUCUCUUACCUAAUGGAACUCUGCAACCGAUGACCCAAGCUUUCAAUCACAAUCCCACGCCGCAGCCGCCUGAAGUUCUGAAAGCUGUUAACAAGCCCAAAGAGAAUUCAAUCAACAAGGAAGUUUCAGCGGCACCUCUAGAUCUUAGCAUAAGGAAAUCGCCAGAAUUAAAAAACUUGGUUAUAGAUUUGGGAGACGACCAAGAGAAGGAAAAUCUAAAACACAGGUCGCCGACACCUGAGAAAAUUGAAUGCGUGCCAUCCAUACACGGGUCACCCCCUUCGACUCCAGUCUCACAGAUAGGUGCUUCUCCGGUUUUGAGCGUUUCACCAAAACGCAAACACGAACAUGAAACAUCCAGGAGCAAUAGUCCGCGACUGUCACGAUCAACUCCGAAGUCCAAUUCCACGAACGAACGUUCAAGAACUAGUCCCGAAGCCAAUCCAACCUUAUUCGACAUUCCACCAGUACUUCAUCCUCUUUUGAUGCGAGCUGGUCCUCUAUCCCUCUUUUCAGAUGUCCAGAUGCGACUAGCCGACCUUCCGAGUUUACCUCCAGUAGCUCCUCAGGUUCUGGUGAAACAAGGGGUUUCCAAGUGUAAAGAGUGUAACAUAGUAUUUUGCAAACAUGAGAACUACGUCAUUCACAAGAAACAUUACUGCUCAGCAAGAAGCCAGGAAGAUGAUGGAUCAAAAACCUCGGGAAGUCCGCCUAUAAGUCCCAGAAGCGCUGGUACCACGAGCCCUGCGGGACAGUACCAGCAACUAAUUUGUUUAGCUUGUGGAAUCAAGUUCACAUCUCUUGACAAUCUAAACGCACAUCAAGCGUACUAUUGUUUGAAACGUGGAGAGUUGGAGGUCAGGAGAUGUGGCAAAUGUAGAGGUGUAGCCGAACCAGGUCAUCAGUGUAUACCUGCUGGUACUUUGUCUGGAUGGAAGUGCCCGUGUUGUGACGUGGUGAGUCCGACUGCUAGUGCUGCUCAGCGCCAUAUGGAAUCGCAUACUGGUGUCAAGGCGUACAGGUGCACAAUAUGCAGAUACAAGGGUAAUACGUUGAGAGGAAUGCGUACUCACAUCAGAAUGCAUUUCGACAAGAGGUCUCCAGAUUUGCAGGAGGAGAAGUACAUCACUUACAUCUUGGAAGACGACGGUGCGAAUGUAAUGGAAGUAAACGUGUCUCCGGCGGCCGCUGCCCCCGGCGUGAUCGACGAUCGGGCGGCAUCUCCAAGCUCGGAAAACCGUGUAGAGCCAUUGCACCAUUGCACCCAAUGCAUGUAUAGUUCCCCCUACAAAGCGAACGUCCUCCGACACGCGAAAAUCGCCCACAGUCCUCGCGAGAAUGAAGAAGUCACAGUCAACGGUUCCUCUGACAAAGCCACUACCCGAUCAAUGCCCUCGCUAGAUGACGACGACAUCAUCAUCAAGAAGGAAGCCAUAGAACCAGAAGUGAUCAUAGCACCCAUAGAAGAUUCGCCGAAGGAGAAGAUUGCGGAGGAAAUUGCGAAGAAAAAAGAGCAGGAAGAAGAAAUUCUACAGGAAGCUUCAAAGGCCGGGCCGAAGUACUGCAAAUCUUGUGAUAUAUCCUUUAAUUACUAUUCGACGUUUAUCGCGCAUAAAAAAUUCUACUGUUCGAGUCACGCCGGCGAAAUUACCGCCGCCUCGACGAAUAAUAACAACAAUUCCACAAGAGCAGCAGAAACUUCGGUAUUGUAAGCAUCCGAUCUAGUGUUAUAGUGACAGAAACAAGUGAUUCUUAAGUGUUGAAAUCUGGGCCAGUCCUCUGUAUACGCGUACUUGUUAUCAUGUAUCUUGUAGAUUUUCGCAAAGCGACACAUAAUCGCAAUACGUUAAUAUAACUGAGUGUAAAAAUUGAUAAGUUUUUAAGCUUUGUUUUGUAUAAAGUAAAGAUUUAUGGAUAUUUUUUAUAGGUUUAAGUUGUAUCAUAUGAAAUAACAUAAUGUUAUGCCAAAGCUGUAGUGUAUGAUUUUCCUUGUCGAAAUUUUUGUAGGGACAUACAUAAGCGUAAGCCUCUUUUAUUCAUAUCGUUUAAGGGACUAUGUCUGAGUUGCAAUGGAAAUAGAUAAUGUACAAGUGAAUUCAUGUUAUAUAAUUAUAUAGUUGUUUGGUGUUUAAAACACCCACUGAAGGUUAUAUAAAUAUACAGUGAUUACCCUUCUUGGAGACAAUAAAUUAUUUAUUUGUAGAA
Molecule: messenger RNA, 3680 nt
Organism: Zophobas morio
Lineage: Eukaryota; Metazoa; Arthropoda; Insecta; Coleoptera; Tenebrionidae
Gene: ush
Product: zinc finger protein ush
Exons: 4
Coding region: 296-3187 (963 amino acids)
Biological process (GO): cell differentiation; heart development; positive regulation of transcription by RNA polymerase II
Cellular component (GO): nucleus
Molecular function (GO): RNA polymerase II-specific DNA-binding transcription factor binding
Source: RefSeq, a predicted model, not a curated record